AUAUUAAGUUGCUAUGCUUGGUUCCAACAAAAUGAUAAAAGUGGAAAGAGGGUAAGUUGAGCGCACUUAGCGCAUGAUAGCAACGGUAACUAGCCGUUGAACUUCCUAGAAAAAGUAAAGUAGGAACUGGAAUCUUCCGCCGCUCGGCAUUAAAACGUUCGAAAUUUAUUUUAAACUGAUCCCACACCCUUUUCCUGCGACGUCGUUUCUAUCUCACUCUUCCUUAUAAAUCAAAACCCCGCAAACGCUCCAAAUCGUCAAUACUCUCUCUCUCUCUCUCUCUCUCUCUCUCUCUCUCUCUCCCUCUGUGAAAAGAGGAAGUCGGAGAAACGAACCUUCUCUUUCUUCCUACUCACAAAUCUUUCUCUUUUAACUUUCAUCACUUUGCAAAAGCUUACAAACGCCCCUGGUUUUAUUUUGGUGUAAUUCCAGACCUGACCGUUGAUUCUUGCAAAUCUGUCUCAUGGCUGCCGUCAAUGGAUACCCGGACAACACUCCUGUCGGCCCCAACACCUCUCCGGCUAAACAGGCUCCGCCUCCCGCGAAGACCGUUGACUCUCAAUCUGUUCUUAAGAGGUUGCAAUCUGAACUGAUGGCCUUAAUGAUGGGUGGAGAUCCUGGGGUAUCUGCCUUUCCUGAAGAAGACAACAUAUUUUGCUGGAAAGGAACAAUUACUGGAAGCAAAGAAACUGUAUUUGAAGGCACAGAAUACAGGCUAUCACUCUCUUUUUCAAAUGAUUAUCCUUUCAAGCCUCCUAAGGUCAAGUUUGAGACCAGUUGCUUUCAUCCUAAUGUGGAUGUAUAUGGCAACAUUUGUCUGGACAUUCUUCAGGACAAAUGGUCAUCUGCCUAUGAUGUUAGAACAAUUCUACUCUCCAUCCAGAGUCUUCUUGGAGAACCCAAUAUAAGUUCGCCUUUGAAUACACAAGCAGCUCAACUUUGGAGCAAUCAAGAAGAAUAUAGAAAGACGGUGGAGAAGUUGUACAAGCCUCCUUCAGCGUGAAGGAUGGAUAAGUUGGAGAGGAGUUUCGUUGUAUACAUAUGGAAAUUUCAAUAUUUAAAUUAUUUAUUGUCUGUUAUAAUAAGAGAAAUUUCGUCAUGUACUUCCAAUUCAUGGAGGCAAUUCAUUUUUAAUUUUAAAUGUCUAGCUUUCAACAUUUGGACAAAUAUUGAAAUGUCUCUUCCGAGAAUUUUCAUCAUGUAAUUCAGAUGAUCCAUUGAGAAAAAAUAAUUCAAUUUCAAUUUAAAGUCUA
Molecule: messenger RNA, 1253 nt
Organism: Cannabis sativa
Lineage: Eukaryota; Viridiplantae; Streptophyta; Magnoliopsida; Rosales; Cannabaceae
Product: ubiquitin-conjugating enzyme E2 20
Exons: 6
Coding region: 464-1003 (179 amino acids)
Source: RefSeq, a predicted model, not a curated record